Messenger RNA from Erinaceus europaeus (western European hedgehog), 1895 nucleotides. It is a transcript of the gene PRXL2A, whose product is annotated as peroxiredoxin like 2A. Bases 171 to 878 code for a protein of 235 amino acids. Lineage: Eukaryota; Metazoa; Chordata; Mammalia; Eulipotyphla; Erinaceidae. The transcript has 7 exons. The record is from RefSeq and is a predicted model, not a curated record.
CGCAGGCGCGGGGCUUCCGCAGGACUCCGGACUGUAGCUAGUGAUUGUCCGCCGGCCUCCCGCUCGUGGGCGUGGAGGGCGCGCCUCUGCGGGAGAAGUGACGUCUGCGGCCAGCUGUUUUAUUUGAGUAAAUAAGUCGUGAAGGAACUGAGGACCUACCUUCGCUCGUGAUGAGUUCACAAACUGGAAAGAAGGAGACCAGGGAUCCAAGUUUCUUCACCAUGGGUAUGUGGUCCAUUGGAGCAGGAGCCCUGGGGGCUGCAGCCUUGGCCCUACUGCUGGCCAACACCGACAUAUUUCUGUCCAAGUCUCAGAAAGCAACGCUGGACUAUCUGGAGGAUAUAGAACUGAAGACACUAGACACCAAGCCUAGGAUUUUCAAAGCAAAGGAGCUCUGGGAAAAAAAUGGAGCUGUGAUUAUGGCUGUGCGGAGACCAGGCUGCUUCCUCUGCCGAGAGGAGGCUGCAGAACUGUCUUCUCUGAAGCCCAAGUUGGAUGAACUGGGUGUCCCCCUCUAUGCUGUGGUGAAGGAGAAGAUCAAGACGGAAGUGAAGGACUUCCAGCCCUAUUUCAAAGGCGAAGUCUUCCUGGAUGAAAAGAAAAUGUUCUACGGCCCUCAAAGACGGAAGAUGAUGUUUAUGGGCUUUGUCCGUCUGGGUGUCUGGUCUAAUUUCUUCCGGGCCAGGAGUGGAGGAUUUUCUGGAAACCUAGAAGGGGAAGGCUUCAUCCUCGGAGGCGUUUUUGUGGUGGGAGCAGGAAAGCAGGGCAUUCUCCUUGAGCACCGAGAGAAAGAAUUUGGAGACAAAGUAAACCCAGUUUCAGUUCUGGAAGCUGCUAGGAAGAUCAAACCACAGACUCUGGUCUCAGAGAAAAAAUGAUUGUGCACGAUUGCCCAUUGCAGGGUUCAUUAGAGGGUACUCAUUUGUGUUUCUGCUCUUGGGGACUGUAAGGGGUUAAAAAGUCCAUGUAGACCAUAGUCUUGGAAUAAGUUACUAACAUAUUUUAAUUGCUUUGUGCUUUGGCCCAUUAAGACAAAAUAGCCCUCCAACAAGACUGACAAAGAUUUUAGAAAUUAGUGACAGGUUGUUUUGUUUUUUUUUUUUCAUCUAAAUGUGGAAAACAUGAGGCUUAAAGUUGAUGAUUAUAUCCAAACAUAUAGUGUUUGGAUGCUUUAAUUUGAAGUAGUUUUUAUUUCCUUGUUUUAAAAGGUCUGAGAGGGCUGGGAGAUAUCUCAGUAGUAGAGCACAAGAUUUGCAUGUCUGAGCCUCCCCAGAGUUGACCUCUGAUACUACCAUAUACCUGAGCUGAGUGGUACUCUGGUCUCUCUUUAAAUUCUUUUUUUUUUUUUUAAUUGAUAUCAGAGCCAUUGCUGGAAUCCAGUGCCUACAUUCCUGGCAGCCACUUUUUUUCUUUUCUUUCUAUUUUAUUAGAUAGGACAGAGAGGAAUCAAGAGAGAGGGGGAGAUAGAGAGGGAGCUAGAAAGAUAUGCACCUGCAGACUCUGCUUUACCACUCAUAAACUGUGUCUCUCAGAUGGGGAAAGGGGACUCAAACCCAGGUCCUUGCACAUGGUAACUUGUGUGCUCGACUAGGUGAACCACCUCCUGGUCCCCUCAAAUCAAUCUUUUUUUAAUUAAAAAAAAAAGAUAAUUUAAGGACGUUGAUGAUUGACUUGAGUGAUAAGGAUUUAAGGUUUUUGACUUGUGUGUUUUCUACUAGUGACUUGUGGAAGUAAUAUUAAUAUUAAAUGAAUUAAUGUUCUCCCAAUGGCUACGUAAGGGUAAAUUGUAAAGUGAAAUCUUUAUUUCCUAUCUUCCAUUCUAACCUCAAAGAUGUGCUUUUUUUUUUUUCCAAAAGAAAUCAACCUCUUACCCUAAUAAAGUUGUGCUUCAGGAA